AUGACGUCCAAAGAGAUUGCUACAGAAAAACAGAGGCGUUCUCCGUUGGACCAUCUUCCACCUGCCGCAUCCUCUAACAAACCACUCACGCCGUUCAGCAUCGUGGACAUCCUCAGCAAACCCGCUGUAAGACGAGGAACAGCACUUAUCUUUGCGGAAAAACGCAGUCCACUGGGCCUCCCGCUGCUCAACCGGACACUUGUCGCCAAAGCAUCUCCACUGUGCGCUCUCGAAGAACUUGCCAGCAAAACCUUUAGGGGGCUUGAUGUUCUCCAAGCUGUAGAAGGAAGGGACUGUUUGACAGUAUAUGGUCAACGGCAUCAUAACCCAAAGAAACGCAGAAAGUCCAGGACCGCUUUUACCAGCAAUCAAAUCUACGAGUUGGAGAAGAGGUUUUUGUGCCAGAAAUAUUUAUCUCCAGCAGACCGGGACCAGAUCGCCCACCAAUUGGGGCUAACGAACGCUCAAGUAAUCACAUGGUUUCAAAACCGAAGGGCAAAAUUAAAGCGGGACUUGGAGGAGCUGAAGGCAGACGUGAAGUCUGCCAAAGCUAUCGGGAGUGUGCCUUUGGAGAAAUUGGACAAACUGGCCGAUUUGGAGCGACUUGUCAAUGGAACCGCGGGACACCUCUCAACAGACUCUCAGGCGGAAAAGGAGCUUCUGGUUUUCCCCACGUCUCCAUUUUCAGACCACACAGCUUGUAAAGAAAGCUCAGACGACGACGGCGAGGAGAUUGACGUAGGCCUAGAUGACUGAAAGGGGAAAAUAACUUGAAAA
Messenger RNA from Clupea harengus (Atlantic herring), 777 nucleotides. RefSeq names its product ladybird homeobox 1b (gene lbx1b). Gene Ontology annotation, molecular function: DNA-binding transcription factor activity, RNA polymerase II-specific; sequence-specific double-stranded DNA binding. Gene Ontology annotation, cellular component: nucleus. Gene Ontology annotation, biological process: regulation of transcription by RNA polymerase II. NCBI's taxonomy places the organism in Eukaryota, Metazoa, Chordata, Actinopteri, Clupeiformes, Clupeidae. The record is from RefSeq and is a predicted model, not a curated record.